AUGCCAGAUGUGGGCGCGUCUCCCGGGGCGGAUGCGCUCCGACGCAGACACCCCUGUGCCUCUCUGAAUCAGUCUCUGAUUCGCGUCGAAGUUUCAGACGAGUCUGUAUCGCUGGUCUCUUCCUCUGUGUUGUCUCCUGUGCUGUCGCCUCGUUCCGCGGCGCCGGAGACGCCCCGAUCUGUGUUGGCGCAUGCGGAAUCCACCCAGAUUCGGCCCCUUUUUGCGGCGCCAUUUUGGGCGCGCUCUGGCAACAGCCAGGGCAGUGGAGGCGCCACGCCGACCUACGCAGGAAAAAAAACUCCGCAGCAGAUGGUGAGGCGCCACUCUCCUCGUAGCUCACGCACAGUGCAUCACAAACCGCGGCGGCCACAGACAUCAUCGACGAAGGGCUUGGAUGCCGGCGGGUCGCUGAGCGCACUCUCUCCAGUCAAACGUGCAGUCUUUUGCAAGCGGAGACAGUUUAACGACGACAACAGACGCUGUGAAUCCGAAGAAGUGCCGGUUUUGUUUCUCGUGCUAAAACUGGAUACCGCCUGCCUCGCAGGACGAGAGAGCAAACAAGCGCAUCUGGGCGUCGCGCAACAGGGCUACGGAGACCGGCUCCUCGCAAGGAAAGACGACGAACGCCCGGGCGAGGACACGUAUUCUGGGCGCCACACAAAAGAUCCCGGGAGUGCUGCUGCGAACCCCGGAGAGCCGCCGUCGCUGCCGCUGGCAGCCCUGCCCGCUAGCGUGCACCUUCUCUCCCAGGCGGCCGCUGCGUCGCGGGCCCCGGAGGCACGAGAAGCGACGCUCAAGACGACCAGGCAACGCAGCAGACGCAGCAUGUCAAGCGGACGCCACUCGCGGAGGCGGCGGGGAGGGUCGCAAGCAGAGGCCUGCGAGGCUCAGCGGCAAGCGACGGGAAAGGGUUUCGAGGAGUGUCCUAUCCUGGUUUCCGUCUUCGGCCUCCGUCCGGCUGACAUGGCCUCGUGGCCUCGGCUGUCAUCAACACCGCCGUCGCCGUCGUCCGGAGGUCGUGGCGUCCUGCCACCAUCGUUUUCCCUGUCGCCUGUGGCCUGGAGUGCACUUGCGAUCUGCGAGUCGUCUCCCCGCAGCGACUGCGCCUCUCCUCCGAGCGGCUCGCGCGUCCUCGCUGCGUCCGCUGUCUCUCCCGCGGCGCGUGCCCAGCAGGCGCGGGCGUGUUUGGGAGAGUCACGAGCAGUUUGCGCGGCGCGAGAACUCGUGCAGACAGAUCUGCGACGCGUCGAACACAAACGAAAAGCCGACCUGACUGCGCGCCGAGGAAGAGUUGAGUCGUCUGUGAGAGCGGCCUCGACCGAACUGCUGGACAUUUCGAAAGCUUGGGCGCUAAAGAAGGGCGACACGCCGAGCGGGUCCACUCGCCAGUGCGAUACCGCGCGCAACCGGAGCGAGGAGACCCAGGAGCUCUUCAAGUCUGUCGCGCUCGGUGACAGCUGA
This is a messenger RNA of Besnoitia besnoiti, 1461 nucleotides long. RefSeq lists its product as uncharacterized. Bases 1 to 1461 code for a protein of 486 amino acids. The record is from RefSeq and is a predicted model, not a curated record. The transcript has a single exon. Lineage: Eukaryota; Apicomplexa; Conoidasida; Eucoccidiorida; Sarcocystidae.